Molecule: messenger RNA, 2600 nt
Organism: Galeopterus variegatus (Sunda flying lemur)
Lineage: Eukaryota; Metazoa; Chordata; Mammalia; Dermoptera; Cynocephalidae
Gene: SLC7A8
Product: solute carrier family 7 (amino acid transporter light chain, L system), member 8
Exons: 11
Coding region: 795-2402 (535 amino acids)
Biological process (GO): neutral amino acid transport; amino acid transmembrane transport
Cellular component (GO): membrane
Molecular function (GO): L-amino acid transmembrane transporter activity; neutral L-amino acid transmembrane transporter activity
Source: RefSeq, a predicted model, not a curated record
UAAGGAUCGCAGGGGCGGAGCCUCGUUCAGCAAAUAAAACCCCUUGGUAAAGGGAAGCACGCUCGUGUGUGGAGGUAACACUCCCCUAUAACCUGGAGAUGGGGCAGUCUGUGCCAUAGAACGGAGAUCGGAAGAAGGAAAACAAGGACGAGACAACAAGCGAGAAAGAAGACAUCUGGGAAAAGCGGAAGCAGAAGACAGGGAAGGGUAAAGAAACCACAGCAGGUGGAAACCAGAUCUAGAGCAAACCGGUCAGAUCCAUAGUUUGAUUUUCUGGAAAAGAAGAAAGUACUUGAGGAUUGCCUUUUUUUUCCCCCUGCAGUUAAUGAAAACUACUUUUAUCCUCAUUAUAAAAGAAAAGACUAAGGGAAGGUGAAGGCUGCCUCUUUUUUAUUAAGAGAAGAGCUGAAGGGAAAUCCAGACCAUCUUUUUGAAGCGGUUGAAAUAAGCCACUGCCUGGUACACAGAACAGAACCGUCCUGGUUUCUGAAGAUACAUCCCUUUCAGGAGAGUUCCAGCCGAGUCGCUGGUACAGUUCUAUUUUUAUAUUUAAAUAUAUAUGUCUCUCUCCUCCCCUUUUUAACAACACUUUCCUUGUUUGCAAGCACGAGUGACAAGAAAGUGUCAAUACGGAGUAGGAGGAAUAUUUUCAGCUUUCUCUUUUACCUGCUUGUCUUUUUUAGUGGUCCCCAUUUCGUUUUACUUUGAAAGACAAUCUGUCUCAAUAUAUUUAUUUACACGCACACGCGUUUAGAAAGAGAUAGCUUUUGGAGGUUGAAAUCCUACUGAGAAAGAUGGAAAAAGGAGCCAGGCACCGAAACAACACUGAGAAGAAUCAGCCAGGUGGGAGAGAGUCAGAGGCCAGCCCCGAGACUGGUUCCGGAGGGGGCGGAGUAGCCCUGAAGAAAGAGAUCGGAUUGGUCAGUGCUUGUGGUAUCAUUGUAGGGAAUAUCAUUGGCUCCGGAAUCUUUGUCUCGCCGAAGGGGGUGCUGGAGAACGCCGGCUCUGUGGGCCUUGCUCUCAUCGUCUGGAUCGUGACGGGUAUCAUCACAGCUGUGGGAGCCCUCUGCUAUGCUGAGCUUGGGGUCACCAUCCCCAAAUCUGGAGGUGACUACUCCUAUGUCAAGGAUAUCUUCGGAGGAUUGGCUGGGUUCCUGAGGCUGUGGAUUGCUUUGCUGGUGAUCUACCCCACCAACCAGGCUGUCAUCGCCCUCACCUUCUCCAACUACGUGCUGCAGCCACUCUUUCCAACCUGCUUCCCCCCAGAGUCUGGCCUCCGGCUCCUGGCUGCCAUCUGCUUAUUGCUCCUCACAUGGGUCAACUGCUCCAGUGUGCGGUGGGCCACUCGGGUUCAAGACAUCUUCACAGCUGGGAAGCUCCUGGCCCUGGCCCUGAUCAUAAUCAUGGGGGUUGUGCAGAUAUGCAAAGGAGAAUACUUCUGGCUGGAGCCAAAGAAUGCAUUUGAGAAUUUCCAGGAACCUGACAUCGGCCUCAUUGCACUGGCUUUCCUUCAGGGAUCCUUUGCCUAUGGAGGCUGGAACUUUCUUAAUUACGUGACUGAGGAACUUGUUGAUCCCUACAAGAACCUUCCCAGAGCCAUCUUCAUCUCCAUCCCACUGGUCACAUUUGUAUAUGUCUUUGCCAAUGUCGCCUAUGUCACUGCAAUGUCCCCCCAGGAGCUGCUGGCAUCAAACGCCGUCGCUGUGACUUUUGGAGAGAAGCUCCUCGGGAUCAUGGCCUGGAUCAUACCCAUUUCCGUUGCUCUGUCCACAUUUGGAGGAGUCAAUGGGUCUCUCUUCACCUCCUCCCGGCUGUUCUUUGCUGGAGCCAGAGAGGGCCACCUUCCCAGCGUGCUGGCCAUGAUCCAUGUGAAGCGCUGCACCCCAAUCCCAGCCCUGCUCUUCACAUGCAUCUCGACCCUGCUGAUGCUGGUCACCAGUGACAUGUACACACUCAUCAACUACGUGGGCUUCAUCAACUACCUCUUCUACGGGGUCACAAUUGCUGGGCAGAUGGUCCUUCGCUGGAAGAAGCCUGACAUCCCCCGCCCCAUCAAGAUCAGCUUGCUGUUCCCCAUCAUCUACUUGCUGUUCUGGGCCUUCCUGCUGGUCUUCAGCCUGUGGUCAGAGCCUGUGGUAUGCGGCACUGGCCUGGCCAUCAUGCUGACAGGAGUGCCCGUCUAUUUCCUGGGGGUUUACUGGCAACACAAGCCCAAGUGUUUCAAUGACUUCAUUGAGUUGCUGACCCUGGUGAGCCAGAAGAUGUGUGUGGUCGUGUACCCCGAGGGGGAGGGGGACUCGGGGAUGGAGGAGACAAAUGAGGACACAGAGGAGCAGCGCCAGCCCAUCUACCAACCCACUCCUGCCAAGGACAAGGACUUGGUGGAGCAGCCCCAGCCUUGAGGGCCACCUUCCCCUCAGCUGGCUAUGCCCUCCUUCAUUCCCCUUCCUGCCCUACUUCCCUGCCUGGUCCCUCCGGCACACUCAAGCCCCUCUCUGCUUCUGUCAGACAGGGGCAGGACCUGGGUGCAGGUAGUGAGCAAAGGCACUGACAUGUGUACCCAGAGAACCAGCCUCUCACCCCAGGGCCUGUCGUCCCCC